Molecule: messenger RNA, 1137 nt
Organism: Colletotrichum gloeosporioides
Lineage: Eukaryota; Fungi; Ascomycota; Sordariomycetes; Glomerellales; Glomerellaceae
Exons: 7
Coding region: 1-1137 (378 amino acids)
Source: RefSeq, a predicted model, not a curated record
AUGAGUUCACCGCCAUGGACGUACAACACCCCGCCGGGGACGGAUACCGAUGGACCCAAGAUUGCGACUAUUGCGAUUGUGUUCACGGCCUUGUCACUGGUCAUUAUGGCCUUGCGGCUGUACGUCCGCAUGGUGAUGCUGAAAGCAACUGGUUCCGAUGACUGGGUCAUCGUUGUUACUUGGUUCUGCGCCGCUGGCUUUGCCGUCGUGAGCAUCAUGCAAACAAAAUGGGGCCUUGGUCUAAAGAAAUUGACCGACAUGCCGGAAGAGAAUCUCUACGAGUUCGGCCUUCUGCAGUACGCCGGAGCUCCAUUCUACAUCUCUAGCAUUCUCGGAUUCAAGCUCAGCUUGCUUCUAUCAUAUCUUCGUUUUAUCCCCAAGGGAAUCUACAGAUGGAGCACAUUUGCGACUAUCGGUCUCUGCAUCGCCUACCAUAUUGCUUUCUUGGUUGUGCAAAUCAACCUCUGCACACCGAUUGCGAAGCAGUGGGAUCCGACAAUUACCAACGGCUCUUGUAUUCCUGGUGUACCCUUCUACACCAGCAUGGCUGCCCUGACAAUUGUCUUUGACAUCGUUGUUAUGUUCCUACCAUUCCCCGUUCUCGCAACCUCGAAGAUCCAAAAGCGUAAGAAGUUCGUACUGCUCGGCCUCUUCGGCCUCGGCGCCUUCAUCACCGUCAUCCAAAUCAUCCGCAUCCAAACCGUCCACUCUCUCGCCAACUACCUCGACUCUGCCCCCCUCAUCAUGUGGUCCACCGUCGAGAACAACCUCGGAAUCAUCGUCACUUGCGUGCCCACCCUCGCGCCGCUAGUCAAGUACUUCAACGAGAAGAGCAGAUCAGGGAGUAGGAGUAACAAAUACGGCGGCGCAAGCGGCUACGGACGCAGCGCCGCCACUGGCAACGGCAACGUCGGAAGCAGAUACGCGCUACAGAGCUGGAGGCCGGGGAUGAGCGGCAUGCAGCCCCUGAGCAGCGGCAUUGACCGCAACGAGACAGAGGUCGGUAUCGAGGGCGGCUCAAGAAGGGGGAAGAGCUCUGAUGAUGGGAGCACGGAUUAUCACCUGGAUGCGCCGGUCAUCGUCAAGAAGACCGAGUUCGUGGUGACGAGCAAUCCGAGGGAACCCGAGCAGGUUUAA